AUGUAUGGUACGGAACGCAAACGGCAACAACAGCAACAGCAGUCUCAGCCGAAUGUCGCACCUUUUCCUCCACCAGGAGUACAGCCUUCUAGUGCGAUAUCUCAACAACCUCCUUACUCUACAGUGCAAGAAAGCGGAGCAGGUUAUCAACAACAGACUGAAAUACCCGGCCCUUUACCGCAAGGAAGCAGCAAUCUGCAGUACCCGGAUCAAUCACAGGGAGGGCAAAGUGACUAUGGAUUUGGUCAGACAAUUCAGCCCACACGCUUCACUAACCAAUUCGUUCCUGUAACACCCGACAGCGGAAGUUACACACCUGAAUCACAAACUGUGCCUCCAGAUAGCGGAUUUUACAAUAGCGCAAAUGCAGGGUAUCAGUCACCGCAGUCGAACUUCUAUUCAACAGGCGACAAUAAUUUCAAUACGGCAUCUCCUCAGUUUCCAAUUCUAAAUCCUGCAACCACUUCCUACAACAACGAAAAUGCUGGAAAUCGAGAGGAUUACGGUCAAGCUUCAGGACAGUACUACAACGAAGGCAAUACUGCAAUUCCCAACCAGUCCGCUAUGCCUCAGAACGAAUGGACAACUACCCCCAACUAUCCUUACCCAGGUGGAGUGCCUCAGAUACAGCCAUCUACAACCGCAAACUAUAUUGCACCCCAAGUCUGGGACGGAGGCAUGUAUUCGUCUUCUUCCGGGAGCAGCUCCCCACCCCCAAAUUUUGUUGGGCAAGAACAAAAUAAUCAAGGCUAUGAGUUCCCAAAUUCAGCCGGUCUCCCACAAAAUGGGGCAACAUCCUUAGCAACCCCAAGCAAUGAUUAUGUGAUUAACAACUGGCAGUCUACAACGCCUUCAUCACAGUGGAUGCCGGAAGCCCCAUACUCCAACAUUGACCCUUCGCAGAAUCAAGGUGCGACUCCUGGGGACUCUUCAAUCAAUCGGCAGUUUGAACAGUCGACUACGCCUCCAGGUAGUCAGUAUUACGUAACUUCUUACCCUCCAGCGUCAGUCACUCCUCCACCGAGCAUGGCCACAUCCGCAAUGUGGCCACAGGGCGAUAUCACACAGGGCUAUCAGUCUACGCAGGAAAGCACUCAGGGAUAUCAAACUACGCAGGGAUUUAUUUCAACUACGGAAGCAUCGCGAAUGACUACAACAAAUUACGAUGACGGGCAAAGUUCCGGCCUUCCUGCUUCUGCUACCACUAAAUAUGGACAAAAUGCCUCCGGAAUUUAUGUACAAGCCCCACCUCAGCAAGAAUCUUCAACACAAAAUGUCGCAGCGUCAGCCUCAUACAGACCAAUGAGUGACGAAUCUCAAACAGCAACUCAGGGGCCUCUGAGUCCAACAAUGGGUACAGGCGUUACUCCUACCCAAAGUGCUGGCAGUGGCCCGAAAUACGACUUCCAGCAUAAUAUGAACACCGUAUAUGGAAACUACGAGAGUUGGCCAAGUGCCACUCGACAGCUUAAUGAUGCGAGUUUCACGAGUUCUCCAGAGCUUAGCAGUUCGGCCAGCAGUAUGGCUUUCGCGAUCCUCACCGUUACAAUAGCGGUAUUUCUAUAA
This is a messenger RNA of Strongylus vulgaris, 1566 nucleotides long. Lineage: Eukaryota; Metazoa; Nematoda; Chromadorea; Rhabditida; Strongylidae. The record is from the annotation of a GenBank genome assembly.